CUUUACGAAUAAUUACAACAACGCUUUUAUCAUGAAUUCUGUAUUACGUACUGACAAACACAUCAUCGACCGUCACCAGAGCACAAAUCAUCAUAUAAAGAAGAGACGUAAUUAAAAAGAUGACGACGUUAAAAUUUUAUAACAAACGUGCCGUUAUUAUACGAUGUAAGAUUUGAGAAGGAGAGAGAGAGGGAGAGAGAGAGAGAGAGAAAGAAAGAAAAUGGCAACAGCACAAGGCACACCGGAGUCAGAUACUGGGAGUUUUGAAUGCUUUCAAAACUAUACAGCACCAGAGGUAUUUAUACAAGGUUUGGCUGGUAUCGUUGAUCAACAAGAUGUAGAAUCUAUGAUAAGAGCUCAAAAACAAAUGUUGCAGAGAUUUGAAAAGACUAACGAGAUGUUGACCAAUUGCAAUCAAUUAUCGAUAAAUAGGUUGAAAACUGCUGGAACUGAAUUUAAGAAGCAUACAGCCCUAUUGGUGGAAAUGAAGAAAGAUCUAGAUUAUAUUUUCAAAAGGAUUCGUAUCGUAAAGAAUAAGUUGAGUCAGCAAUAUCCUCAAGCAUUUAACGAAGCUGUAAGAAGCAGUUUGGCAGAAGAAGUAAUCGUCGAAGACGUCGAUUGCCCUGUAAAACCGCUCGAACCUGAAAUUAUUCCGUUACCGAGCACCUCUCAUACCGUUAUGGAUCGAGAUCCAGAUUCUGAUGUGCCGGUUGAGGAGUUUCAAUUUGCAAAGCUGCGGAAACGACGAAUAAAGAGCAACGAUAGUUCGUCAACGGAGAGCAACAACGAUCACAGUAACGCUGAUACUUCGUCCUGCACGUCCGAUACUGGUUAAAGCGUUCGUUCCAGAGUUAUCGAAUCGGAAGACUAUGCAAGGAAGAAUUGUCGAAAAAAAGACAAAAGAGAGAAUAAAAAAGAAAAGAAUACGAAAAAAUGAUAAUAAAAAG
Messenger RNA from Eufriesea mexicana, 947 nucleotides. Its product is annotated as kxDL motif-containing protein CG10681. The coding region runs from base 221 to 835 and encodes 204 amino acids. The transcript has 5 exons. Gene Ontology annotation, cellular component: BORC complex. Lineage: Eukaryota; Metazoa; Arthropoda; Insecta; Hymenoptera; Apidae. Gene Ontology annotation, biological process: lysosome localization. The record is from RefSeq and is a predicted model, not a curated record.